AUGACGACAAUGGCGACGCAGGGCGCUUGUCUACGAAUGACCUCAUUGCCGAAGUCCGUGGCUAAGUCAACCGUGACUUCAAAGGAGCUUGGGUUUCUCACUUCACAGCUCAGCGGCUUAAGAAUCUCUCAUGGUCCCAGUGACGUCAUCAGUCGCAUCUCUGUUCCUACCUUUCCCGGUCUUCAGCCAAUUGUCGCCCUUAUGUCUUGCUUGGGCAUAAAAGUGAGUAGUGAGUUUAAGGAAGAAUCUGCCCUUUUACUGGGAAGAAAGCAAACAGAGCAAACAAAGUCUCCUUCUCUAACCACAAGACCAAGAAGUUGCAGUUCGUCAACUUACAGUACAAAAAGGUUUGGUGGGAAGCGGGGAAACGUUUUGUGA
Thlaspi arvense is the source of this 378-nucleotide messenger RNA. The record is from the annotation of a GenBank genome assembly. Lineage: Eukaryota; Viridiplantae; Streptophyta; Magnoliopsida; Brassicales; Brassicaceae.